Messenger RNA from Rhinolophus ferrumequinum (greater horseshoe bat), 972 nucleotides. RefSeq lists its product as uncharacterized. The record is from RefSeq and is a predicted model, not a curated record. The transcript has 6 exons. NCBI's taxonomy places the organism in Eukaryota, Metazoa, Chordata, Mammalia, Chiroptera, Rhinolophidae. The coding region runs from base 1 to 894 and encodes 297 amino acids.
AUGUACUCUGUGGGGCCCCCACCAGAACAGACACCGAGCCGGGCUGGCCUUGGGCACUUCAGCAACAGCAGCAGUGAUGGCAGAGGCAGACAUGUACCCAGAGGAGAGUGUGACACCUGGCCUCCCUGCCACCUCACACCUGCCAAUGGGGAUGUGGUAGUCCGGAAUGGGGGAAGAUUUGUGGCUAGUACCAUUUCCUCCAGCUUCCAAUUCCCGAAUGCCAAGAAAAGACUGCCUAUUAAUUUCUUCGUUAGAAAAUGGAUAUACCGCACCUGCGUCUGUUGUGAAUACAGAAGACGGGCACAUUUGUUGGGUGGACAGCCCUUGUGUUUCCCUCCUGUCGCUGCAGAAGGAGCUGCUGCAAUCCACACGGGUCCUUUACAGCUGAAGUGUAUUAGGCAGGAUGGUACAAAUCAGAGGGAGCAGCGCCCGGCAAGAAACUGCCAUCCUGCUGCCAUCCUGGCAUUCUCUCAGACACGAGCCGAGCCCCUCGAAGUACGCUUGCGUGUAGGUACACCCAGGGAUUUGGGGCAGAAUGACAUACGCAGGCAAUACUUCGUGAAAAAGGGAUACGUUUAUUUUCAUUAUACCGUCAUCAACAUCUUUGCUAUCACCCAUCAUCGUUAUUGCAAUUCUCUGUCGAAGGGCGCUGUGAGAUGUGUUCUAUUUGAACUUCUCCCACUGGAGCUGCAGCGCGGAGAGCCUACCUCACGGCCUCCCCGUUUCUGUUGGGAAACACCUUCACCUAUACAGGGGGCUAAGACCUCGUCUGGAAUGGGUUCCAGUUCUGUGCUCACGAAGGAGGUGGCAUUAAAGCCAAAAAGAAGAGGACGAAUGCCAGGGGAUGGAUGUCACGUCAAGUUUCUCCCUCAUUCUCUUUUAUUUCUUCUCUAAGAGAUUUUUUAAUCAUACUUAUCUCCAUGAUUAUUUUCCCCAUUUUAAAAAGAGACACUCAAUGUUUAUUUUAAAAUA